AUGAAUUCCAAAAACAACGAGUCGACCAAGCUUGAAAUUCGGCAAAGAAGCGCAGGAAACACCCCAGAAGAUAUCGUCAUCCAUGAAUCAAGCGACAAGGAUGAACAACUCGAUUUAGACCGAGAAAAAAAGUUGCUCAAGAAACUAGAUUGGCGUAUUGUUCCCUGGGUGUUUUGUUUGUAUUUCUUGUCUGUGGAAGAUCGAUCCAAUGUUGGUUAUGCCAUGACGAUGAAUAAAGAUCAAGGACACACAUUGAUGGAUACAGCCGGACUAACAGCUCAACAAAACAACAUUGGCCUUGGUCUAUUCUACGUUGCAUACAUUGUGUUUGAAGUGCCUUCUAAUCUGAUGAUGGCUCACGUCAAUCCUGCAUUAUGGAUUGCUCGCAUCAUGGUCACUUGGAGUAUUGUUACAGGUUGCAUGGCUGCCAUCUCCAAACCAUGGCAUUUCUAUCUGCUGCGUUUCUUGUUGGGAGUGUUUGAAGCUGGGUUUUGGCCAGGCAUCACUUUUUACAACACCCUUUGGUACAAACCUCAAGAGAUCUCUACCAGAAUCGGUGUCACUUACCUUGCUGGCCCUGCAUCGGGUGCUGUAGGAGGCCUUAUAUCAGCAGGCAUACAACUGAUUGACACCAAGGGAGGUUUGUAUGGUUGGCAAUGGCUGUUUUUGAUAUCAGGCGUUGUGUCCGCUCUAUUUGGGCUCGCUACCAUAUUCUACUUGCCAUCAACACCCGAGAAAUCAACCCGCUUUCUGAAUGAAGACGAACGAGCACGCGUCAAGAGAAGAUUGGAAUCAUCAACACAGCAGGCCAAGACGGUCGAAACUGUAGAAGAGCGCAACAUGAAGCGAAAUUUGAAGCAAGUCUUUGGAGAGCUCAGGGAUUUCAAGGUGUGGUUAUUCUGCGUUUUGUAUUUUACACCUGUCAUGGCUGCUACAUCUCUGGGCUACUUUCUACCCAAGAUUGUUCAACAGAUUGGCACAUUCAACUCAAUUCAAGUGAGUUUAAUGAGUAUUCCGCCCUUUGUGUUUGGUAUGAUCAUGGUCUAUGUGGUGACGAGAUUGAGUGAUCAUUACCACAGUCGCAGCUGGUUCAUCAUUGGAGCAUCGUGUGUGUCAUUCAUUGGAUUCUGUAUCUUGAGUUUUGCUAGACCCAUUGGAGCUCGUUAUUUUGGAUUGAUGGUAGUUGCAGGAGGCACAUAUCCUACCGUGCCAUUGAGUAUGGCAUGGACAGCUAAUUCAAAGGAGGAUCCCGUUGCCGUGGCAUCUGCAACAGGUAUUGUGUCUUCUAUAGCUAAUUUCGGUGCCCUGAUUUGUACAUUUGCAUUGUACUCUGGUUGGCCAUCAGAUGCACCAAGGUACAUUGGAUCCAAUAUGAUCAAUGGUGCCGCCAUGCUGCUUGCUGCUGUCAGCGCCUUUAUUCUAAGAAUCCAUCUGUCCAAGCUGAACAAGCAGAUUGAUAGAGAGGGCGGCAUUGGCGAACGUACCUAUAGAUAUAUCUUGUAA
Mucor velutinosus is the source of this 1503-nucleotide messenger RNA. RefSeq lists its product as uncharacterized. Gene Ontology annotation, molecular function: solute:proton symporter activity; dethiobiotin transmembrane transporter activity; biotin transmembrane transporter activity. NCBI's taxonomy places the organism in Eukaryota, Fungi, Mucoromycota, Mucoromycetes, Mucorales, Mucoraceae. Bases 1 to 1503 code for a protein of 500 amino acids. The record is from RefSeq and is a predicted model, not a curated record. The transcript is spliced from 5 exons. Gene Ontology annotation, biological process: biotin import across plasma membrane. Gene Ontology annotation, cellular component: plasma membrane.